GUUUGGGGAAUAAAUCCGACAGUGUUAUACACGAACGAUGUACGAGUUUACUGUAUAAGCUCGUGUUGCGAGGGUGGGCGAACGAAAGAGGAUAGAAAAUAAGGGAGGGUGUGUUCGGCCCCCGUGGUAUAAAUAUGCGAUAGAAAGAAACGGGUAUAGUUAAUAAUAAUAAUGACGAGAUAGGAGAUGAUGCGUGGAGGACUAGGGAGUGAGUCAGUGAUGCUGCGUGGACCGUAGACUGCGAAGAGACGCCGGGGCCAGACCUACAGCUGUUCGAGUCCGGACCCUGAAAUCCCCUGCAAACUUUAGUUUUCCACUUCCCAGUUGAUCCCCGCAGACGCCAGAUCAUUUCGGUAGCACGAGGACGUGUGAUCGGCGUGCGCUCGUUUUAUAUAAAAGCGACCGUGUCAUCUCUUCUCCUCCCCUCGUUGCUGGACGGACCACUUUAACGUCGUCGAACGACGCGCAUCUGCAGUAGUAUCCGCGAUCGUUGUUGUAUCGUCUCCCGGCUUACGUACGGCUCGGUUUUCUUUCAUUUAAUUGCGAAGUGAACCUCGGAAUCUGUGAAAGAAAUUAGAAUCGUCUGCGGCGCACCGUUCACCAUGCCGAAGAAAUAACGCUGCGGAGCGUCUUGCUCUAGAAAAGACGAAUUAUAGUGAUCCAUGCAAUGUCAUCAGAACGGCGGCGAGGCGUAUCUGCCCGAUGAUUCAAAGAUUAUUAUUGUUCAUCGAAUGAAAUUAAAAUAGCGCAAAUAUUGAACACUGUUCCAGUCAGUGGGUCGAUACGAUAACGUUGAAAAACUGUGUGCUAGAAGUGUUCGAAAUGUACGACUAUAGUUAUACGUUCGCAAGCGCGUCUCAGGAUUAAUAAGUCUCCAUUUAUCAAGUGUAAUUGAACUCGCAACCUCUGUUGUACGCGUAUACGCGUGUUUAUAAUUCCUAAGUCUUAACGACGACGUGCGACGUGAAGAUGGGAUGUAUGAAGAUACAUUAGGUUGAAAAGUUGAUGUAAAAUAAAAUUGAGAAACCUGGGAUCCAGCGAGAACGAAAAUUGCAUCGAGAAUUGUUCGCGCAACGAUUCGGAAGUGAAUCUUUGGGGAUGAAAAAUUGGAGAAAAAAUUCUCCUUAAUUUUCUGGAAACGAGGUCGUUACUCGAUUUACCGCGUUAUCGUUUCGGCGGGGGUGAAUGCGAGGGUAAAUGUCAACAAGACAUUUUGAAAAUCUUUGCUUUGGAGUCUGCGCGUCUGCAACAGCUUCUCUCUCUUCCUGUGCUCGUAGUAGCUGUACCUAGCCAGAUUUUCCGGCAUCAGUGAUGCAGUACUACUCUGCAGAGUGCACGUUAUAACUAAGAACGUGUAAAAGCAGACAGGGGAAGAGAAGAAAAGCGAAUAGAAGGACGAUGGUGAUGUUGGUGUUGGUGUUGCAGUAGCUGCAGCACCAGUGACAGCAUCAAAAGUGUACGUUAUAUCCACAUGGGUAUUCCGUAUUUAUCUCAGUCAAAUUAAACAUGUCAAACGACCGGCACAACGACCAUUUUGUUUUUAGUAGUGAAGUGCCGAGGACAUUGUGCAGUAACGAAGUCGGACCGUCUUGGAAGAUGGAGAACAUCCUCCGACUGGGGUUGACCAAUUCGUUGAUACCGACCCCUAAGAGUGGAAAAUUCGCGAUAAGUUCAGCGCAAAAACAAAAUGGGGACAUUGCAAAUUGCAAAGUUACUAAAACCGAAGAGAAUAAAUUAAGAUUAAUACUGCAGUACGGUGCGACCGAUCCUGCGGAUGACGUACGACCUGCGUUUCAUCUCGAUGCGGAUGCUACGGAUAAGGAAAAAAAAAUCAACAUCAACGGUACCAGGGCUAAAAUUACGUCACACGCGAGAACCUCGGCCCUACAACACUCGGUGGAAACUAGAAGCCUUCACCACCGAUAUGACACGGACAAGGGUCAGAAUGAGGAUUAUGAAGACGAAGACGUUCAUCAGGAGUAUAAAAAAGCGGAGUUUGAGGAUUUAGGAGAUGGAGCCUCAGGGGAUUUUGGAAGAGAUAAGCAGUUGGGAUCUCUCACAGAAGCAAUCCGGCACCUCGGUAGUAGUGUCGGGGAGCUUGAGCCUAAGAAAUAUACGGCCCUGGGAGUAACUCGGGCCUCCAACUUCGACGCCCCGUCGACGCACCCAAAGGUAGUGACGCCGACGCCGCAGUCACACUCGCAGUCCCCAUCGGCUCACGAUCAGUCGACUAGACGUACACAGACGGCUACUACGCGAUGUGCGCGAGGAAAUGUUGUGCGCUCCCAAAGGCCCGAUGCUCUAACAACUACGACCCUAAAAGUAAAUAAAGAAGAUGUCAUGGAGCCGGAAUUGAAGGAAAAAGACGAGCACAAAUCGAGCACACCAAGCCCAGAGCUACUUGGUCCACACAGCAAAACGUACCACGAAGAUGGGAGCAGUGAAGAUGACAGUGGGCCAAGUUCUUGUUCACGAACUCAUAGAUUAUCAUCCCUCUAUCAUGGAACUUGGCCCGUCGAACGCGGUAUAUGGAACAGCCAACAGAUCAGCUUUACUAAUCAGCAGAGUACCUCCAGCACUACUCACAAUGAUAUAGCAAGUGUGAUGAGUUUCUCUUCUGGUGUGAGCAUGGGAGGUGGAGGUCCUGGUGGUGUGCAAGGAAUGCAGGGACAGAGAAGACUUGGGGCUAAAGUUGACGUUGUUUAUAGUCUGUUGGGAAUGCUAGGAGGAGCUGAAGGUCGUGAAGAUAUGAGCGCAACUCUCUUGUCCAUGAGUAGCUCUACAGACAGCUGUUUGGCCAUGAGACAGUCUGGGUGUUUACCACUUUUAGUCCAGCUCAUUCAUGCCCCAGGCCAAGAUCCGGAAACGAGAGAAAGAGCUUCACAGGCUAUUCAUAAUAUUGUCCAUUCUCGUAGUGAGGAGAGAGCAGGGCGACGAGAAGCUAGGGUUCUUAGACUUCUGGAACAGCUCAGGGAUUAUUGCCAGACACUUAGAACAACCCUUGAAGCUGGACAACCGCUUGAUGAUUUUGACAGACAUCCAGGUCCAACAAUAGCUGCUCUUAUGAAAUUAUCGUUUGACGAAGCGCAUAGACACGCAAUGUGCCAAUUGGGGGGCCUGCACGCAGUUGCAGAGCUAAUUGAAAUGGACCAUGCAGCCCAUGGGAGUGAAUGCGACGACCAGAACUGCGUUACUCUGCGCAGAUACGCUGGUAUGGCACUGACCAAUCUGACAUUUGGUGAUGGCAACAACAAAGCACUCCUUUGCUCGUUUAGAGAAUUUAUGAAGGCACUGGUGGCACAAUUGCGAAGUCCUAGUGACGAUUUGCGUCAAGUAACUGCUAGCGUGCUUCGCAAUCUUUCUUGGCGGGCUGAUAGUAGUAGCAAACAGACUUUACGUGAAGUAGGAGCAGUAGUGGGACUAACAAUGGCUGCAAUGGAAGGAAGAAAGGAAUCUACACUCAAAUCUAUAUUAUCAGCUCUCUGGAAUCUUUCAGCUCAUUGCAGUACGAAUAAAAUAGAUAUAUGUGCUGUAGAAGGGGCACUCGCGUUUUUGGUGGAUAUGUUGAGCUACAAAGCUCCCUCUAAGACUUUGGCUAUUGUAGAAAACGCUGGCGGUAUCUUGAGAAACGUCUCUAGCCACGUAGCUGUGAGAGAAGACUAUAGAUCAGUUCUUCGAGAAAGAGGUUGCCUGCAAGUCCUCUUACGCCAACUAAGAUCUCCCAGUUUAACAGUUGUCAGUAAUGCUUGCGGCGCACUUUGGAAUUUGUCAGCGCGUUGCCCCCAAGAUCAGAGAAUGUUAUGGGAUUUAGGAGCGGUACCUAUGCUCCGAAGUCUCGUUCAUUCUAAACAUAAAAUGAUAUCAAUGGGCUCCGGUGCGGCCUUGAAAAAUCUCCUGGGUGCACGUCCAGGUAGCAGCAAUCUCGUUCAUUUGGAUUCAACUGCCAGAGGUCUAGGACUUCCAACUUUGCCAACACUUGUUGCUCGCAGGCAACGAGCCCUAGAACAAGAGAUUGAUCAAAAUUUGGCUGAAACUUGCGAUAAUAUCGAGCCCAGCACCUCGCCAACAAACAAAGAUGACAAGUUUGGAUUCAAAGCUGAAAGGAGAUUUGCUGACCUUGAUUCUAGAGGCGCACAUUCUUAUCAGAUGCAGAGUAGUCAACCAGGUCCGUCUAGCAUGCGGUUCAACACAGUCGCUCGCAGUGAGAGUAGAGAGUCCAUCCGUUCCAUAACAAGCACACACUCUGAUACUAUUUUUGAAAGAGUUAAUCGACAUGUCCUGAAUGGAGUUUCUCCAACAGAAUCCCAAGUGAAACAACAAUCUUCUUCUCUUCACUCUGCGACAGGUUUCCAUCCAGGAAUUUCUGCCGAAGGUACCUCCAGAGGUGUCAGUAAUUCAGACAGAAAGUAUGUCCUACGAUAUAAAAAUGCUACUCCAGAGAGACAGAGGACAGGCAAUGAAAUCUCAUUCAAUGAUACAGCUAAUUUGAGAUGUACCACAUCUACCAUGUCUUGGGCCUCUGCUGCCGAUCAAGAAGCUGCUUGCUCUCAAAUAUUAAUGCACACUUCAAUUGAUGAGAAUUCAUCAUCCAGUGAGUUAUAUAAAUCCUCAUCAUCUAAUAGAGAUGAUAUUAAAUCUCAGUACCUCUCUAAAGAUUGUGAACCAUCUGGUAUUCCAAGAGCACUUUUCGACAGUCCAGGAGCAAGACCUGGCAUAACUUCGUCUGUAUCUCCCACUCAACGUUUUGUACAAAAUACCGCGAGUAAAGAUCUGAGUUGUCAACAGCUAAAAACCAUGGAGGGAGGUGCUCCAGGCCAAAAUACUGCUUCCAAGAAUAGUGGGAUCACUGGUGCGAUAAAAAGGGAGAUUACGUUACCCAAACCAAUAGAAUAUAGAUUGAGAUACGUUGCCCACGAUCUAGAAGAAGAUGACAAACAACAUUCCGGUUACUGUGCAGAAAGUGAAGACGAGUUUCCUCAUAAUGAUGAUUUAAAGAAACAGAACACAGAGAGAGCCCAAUACAGAACACGAAGUUCUAAAAUAAACGGUGGAAAAGAUAGCACCACAUCUGCUUCAUACGAAGCUUGGGUGGAUGAAAGUACAAAGCGAGUUAAUUAUUGCAUAGAUGAAGCAUCUAAUUCCAGCUCAGGCUUUAGUUCCCUAACUACUCCAAGUAUCGCUGAAAAAUCAACAGCUGCUAUGAGUAAUUCAAAUAUACCACAGAGAGUAUGGGAUAAGACAGAGGAAACUCAUAACGUUUCAAAGGUGGCAGCCAAAAACGAUAUUUGCACACUUGCCAGGGUUUCAGAUGAUGAUGAUAUCGGCAAUACCCUGAUGGAUCAUCAAGAAGAGAAAACUUCAAUUACAUUUCCUCAAUACGAUUCUCUAGGUUUACUAAGCAGUUUUGAGCAGGAGUCUUGUCCUGGCGAUCAUAGCUCACUUGCAAGCAACUCGAGUAAUGUUCUACCGAGUUUCCAAAGCGCUUCGGGAGCUUGCUCAUUAAAUGUCAAUGCAUGCCUGGGUGAUGUUGCACCAGCUAGUUUAACUUUGGAUGAUGAGUUUAAAAUCGCCAAUGACUCCAGACUGAAAGAAUGUAGCCAAAUAUCCAUUGAAAGUGUUUCUGACACUGAAAAAGUGGAAGAAGAAUCAUUAAAUCCACUCGUUGAAAACAUCCUUGGUAAUACCAAAGAAGACAAUGAAGUCAUUGAAGUUGAUACUGACAGUGACGAAAUGCUGACUGCUUGUAAUUCAUCUGAGAUGCAAACAAAAAGGCAUAGGCAAUCAUUCAGACGAAGCAGUUUGCAAAAGUCUCCUCAACCUGUCAGCAAUUUAGCAAGAUAUCAGACCAGUUCUGCUCUAAAUCAAUUUGAUACAGCUGGUCAAGUGAGCCCAAAAACAGAGAUGAAUAAAUUCAGACAAUCCGCUAGCGAUGUUGCUGACAAAAUUGUUUGGAAUGUCGCAGAAGAUGCUAAUGGAAUAUCACGUCCACUUUCGUGUGUAUCUAUAAGUGAACACGAGCAAGAAGUCUCUGUUGCUAGAGGAAAUUCCUUACAAGAUUUUUCAAGCUACUGUGAGAAAGAUUUGCAGCUUAAUGAAUCAAAGAUUCAGCUGGAUCCUAUAAAUCCUAAAGCUUUUUCACCAAUUUUGGAGAAUCUAGACACAGAACAUGGUUGUGAGACUACUCUGGUUGAUGGCCCAGUAAUUUCGAUUGAAAACAAGCCAUCUCCAACUAUUUCAGAAACCAUGUAUGACGAUGCUGCAGUCAGUGAUCAUCGCAUAUCCCGUGAGGCUCCACCGACAUUGGAAAAUGCAAACAAUGAAAAUCAGAGUACAGACGUGGAAAUUCAAAGUCACACCAGUGAAAAUCACACAGCAGGUCAAGGUGAACAAACAGAGUCUUUAGAGUCUAAAAUUAUGUAUUCUGUAUCACAAAAAACCAUCAAUGAGGACGGUGAUGCCGCGAAUAGGACAAUGUUCGAUUUUUGUAUAAGUUCAGAUAAUUGUGAAGUCUAUAACGGUAUAGAUGAGAAAAUAGAAGCAUCGUCACCAGGUGCUUUAUCCACCAAAUUAGAGGACGACACAUCAAAUACGAAUAUCAGUGAGGAAGAAAAUCUGAGUGACGAAGUAAUGUCACCGUCGAUCGAUCCGCUAUUUUCCGCGGUCGAAAGGGCUGCGAACAGUAAAAGGGAUCGUUCCAAAAAUCGCGAAGAAACAGAAGAAGAAUAUAGGAGGCAAAGAGACCCGGAUGCGAUGAUUGCGUCUUUGGAUCGAUUAACAGCAACUCUUGUUCAACAAACCGAAGCUAUGCGAGAACGCGAAUCAUCAGCUAUGAAACAAAGCGUUGUUAGCGAUACUUGGAAUGAAGAUUCGCCAAAUGAUGUUUCUUUCCCCAGUAUCAGUGUUAGCGCACCUUUAAUUGCAUCGUUCAAAAGUGACAUUCAAGAAGAUCAGAUGCCUACUAUGCCAGAAGAAUAUCCAGAUGAAUCAACUGGAAUGAUAGCCACUAUGACAGUUUCAAGAAUCAUUGAACUGGAAGCUAACAAACUAGCAGAUGCUGUGAAUGCCAGGGUCGCAGAGUUCGAUUUUGAGACAAUGAGCAUGACGUCAAUGGAUCUUGAUGCGAUCAAACCUCCGUCCACCAUGGGAAGUCUUGUAUCUUUAUCCACAAGUUUGAUCGGCCCCAUUGAUAAUAGCGAACAUUCGGCGAUCAGGCAGAGGUGCAACUCCACUUCUCUCCCACCUUUGCAACUUAAGAAUCAAAGUGCUACCGAUUCCCGAGUCGGUCGUAAAAAAUCACUUCCCGCUGGUGUUGUGGCCAAAAGAGCGCUCAGUCAGUACCAGAAUCAUACAGGGAGUCUAGAAAAUCUAUUGAAUGAAACAUGUACUACCAGUAUCUCUCAUUUGGAUAACGUUAAACCCCCUUCAAUGAUGGAUGAAUUACCGGAUGCUAUGGAUAUGGAAAACAGCAUGCUUAGUGUAGCAAGUAUCACCUCAGAAGUUGCAGAUAGUAGAGAUCAGGAUUCCCAGAGUUUAACAUCCAGUGAUCCGGUAUUUGAUCUUCUCAAACCAGUGGCAAAUAUCCUGUCUAUGACCUGUAUGCGCUAUGCCGAAUCUAUGCAAGUCAGUGAAAACAAUAGCCUCAGCGAAUGUCUUGAAAAUAUAAAUCCACCGUCACUGUUUAACGAAGUUAGCGAAAUGGAUGAAUCUACGAUAGAACCAACUAGCGAUACAUUUUGCAGCGAUACUCUGUGUAUGGACAAUGAGUUGCACACGGAAGAAAUUUCUCAUGGUCAGGGAGCAACUAUUGACCGAAUAGAAGAGUGUGAUAAUGAUACCGAUGAUGCGACCACGCCUAUCCCUUCCGAAUAUUGUGUCACCAGUUCAGCAGAGUCAACGCCGAAGAAACGGCAUAACAAAAAUCACUUGACACCAAAACAAAAGAGACAAUUAGCGAAGGAGCGUUAUAAGACAUACACGAUCGCUGCAGAAAUGGUAAAAAAAGAAGAGGAGAGAAGGAAGCUGGAACAUGAGGAAAGCAGGAUAGGAAAAUACACAGGUGGAAAAUGUUCACCAUUUUCAAAACUCACCCCCAAGCAACGGCGGCAGGAGGAUAGGGCUCGGUUCCAGACGCAAGUAUUGAAUUAUCCAUUCCCUGCAGUGGAUGCCCACACUGCUGUUGAAAGUCAGACACCGUCAACGGCCCCCACAGAGGCUCCAGAAGUUGAAGAGGCCGCAUCAACUGUUAAGUCCGGAAUUCCAAUGUUCAGAAAAUUGUCAGCUAGUAAAACAAUGAAACAAAAACGUGCUGAAAAUAAAGAUAGAUAUAGAACAAGGACCCUGGAUGAUGAGGAAGCGCGGGAGGCUGCUCGAGACGCAGAUAUUAUAACAUGUGGCACUCAGUUCGCUAAUUCUGAUGCUUCACUCGAAACAAUCCUGAAUGAUACUCCUAAGGAUGGUGAAGAUGGUAUAAUUGAAUGUGCAAGAUUCAGUUCAGUAUCGAAUGAUUCCGAUCAAGAACAAAAUCUGAGAAUGCGUUUUGCUAAUGGAUUAUCCAGAAGACUGGCAAAACCACAAUUUUCAGAAUCGCCCGGUGCUGCGCCGAAUUCAGUUCUAAGAUUCAACAAAGAAAAACAGUUAUCUCCGUUGAAAUCUUCACCGCAAGACCUCGAAUCAACAAUACAACAAGAGUUUCAGCAAAGUUCGGAUUUUGAAAGCGACGAGGAAUCAAAUAGUGCCAAUGAGCAAUCGCAGGUACCCAAAAGACCACGAAUCGUCAAACCAGGUACAAUGAGCAGAGACGCCAGCCUCGACUCAAAUGCUACAGAUAAAUCUGAACCAGAAAGUCCAAAAACGAUUAGAGGUAGAAGAAAAGCUUUGUAUUCUAAUCCAACUACUCGGAAAUCAACACCGCAAACUUCUCCCUCAAAAAAGUCUAAUGGCGCAGUCAGCGGAAUACCUAUUGGACGCAGUAAUACUUCACCCCUUGUAAGAGGAACGAGAGCAACAACAUUGAGACAGACACAUAAUCCGAGUUUCCCUACGAAAAGUCCGCAAAAAUUGAACGCCAAUUCUAAAAUAGCAUCACCUUCGGCCAGUGCUGUAGAAAAACGUGUCCGUCAUUCUGCUCCUGCUGCAAACAGGACUUCCAUCCCACAAAAAGGGGCUGUGUAUAAUUACGCUAAAUCUGCGAAACGUCACACAACACCUUCCGGUUCUUCUCUAGCACAAGCUAGCAAGCCCGCGAUAAAGCCGCUUGAAAGACAAGGCACCUUCACUAAGGAAGAACCUGAAGUUGAAAAUGCACCAACAGUGCUUCCACCCUGUUCACCGAGUAAAAGUAAAAUUGCCAAGCCAAUAAAAACGUCGCCUUCCAAAACCCAGAUUUCCCCAGGAAAGACAAAGCCCGUUUCGAAGGCAUUCCAAGCACCACAGCCAAAAUUUGCUAAAGCAUCAAGUUUUGAAAAAGAUCAAACUAAAAGUUCACCCACAACAGCCACUUACCAAAGACGAAGUUUGAUAGGAUCCCCCAUAAAACAUUCCCCAAGCAAUCAAAGUUUGCAGAGUAAUGACUCCGGACGAAUUGUCAAGAAAACAAAUAAUCCACUUGGUCAAAGAUCUAACAGCAAUUCCAGCAUCGUGUCAAAUUCUUCUACAGGCGUUCAAAGCAGGCGUACAACAAAAGAAGCCACCAGCAAAAUUGCUAGUCUCUGGAAACGAGUUGAGGAGAGCAAGACCAAGCAACGUUUUGAGAAGAAUGAUACAAGGCAUUGGAUUACAUCUACCCCUGGUGCUGCUGAACCAAACAGUCCGGUUGUUACCAGUAAACCACCGACAUUUCGAUUGAUUCGUAGUUCGACUUUUGAAGGAGUUCCCAAAGACGCCGGCAGCAAGAAUGGUAAUAUGGGUAAACUUAAAUCCACGAUAGGAAGGCGGCAAUCUAAGGUAACGGAUGUCCAAAAUGCUGGUCCAAAGUAUCGAAAUUCAUGUGAUCUGAGUGAAAUGAGUAUUGCAGAAAUGCCUGCUGAAAUCCCAUUAAAGUCGACCGACACUAGAAUGGGUAAAAAAGAGACUGUACAGAUUGGAGAUAGCACCGUAAUUUUGAGGAAACAUACCUAUGAAACAUCAGGAGAUACAGAAAUUGACCCUACCAAACGUUUAUCUCGUCUUGGCUCCUUCAUACGAGUUGACCCACCAAAUGCUGAUGGCAGCAGCACACAAAAUCAAGCAAACAUUAAUUCUGUGCGUGCACCAGCAUCAGCAAUUGUUCCACCGUUUAAUUAUAAUCCCAAGCAAAGUAGUCCAGCCAAAGCAAGUAUUAGUGACAUUGAUGGUAAGCUUGAGGUAACCGAGUGUCAAAUGGAAAUCACUACUAGUUCCAUGCGAGUAACAACGGUAUAAAUAUAGCCAAGAAAUAGAUGUUUCUAAGUUACGGUAAUGACUUUAAUUCAGUUGAUUUUUGCUGUUUAAUGGAGGCUGGUCAUCCCAUCUCUGUUGCUGCUAAAAAAUAUAAAUAUGUCAUUGAAAAAACAAGUUUUAAGUAUUUAAUAUAAUUAAGAUUUAAAAGGUGAGAUAAUUUGGUCUGAUUAGUAUGUGAGGUAUUGGUGUGUUAGGUGAAUAUUGAACAUCAAUCGCAGAGUGGGAAUGACCAGCAUUAUGGACUCGUUUACUUAUUAUAUUCUUAUUGCAUGACGUGCAAUUUGUACUUCGCAGCAAAUAAUAUCGGGAUGUGCGAAUCACGCGAUGAUUUAGUGUAUCCCACAGUUUCCAGAUCUAAACGAUGUGUCGUGACUGUAAAUAUGAUAAGACCGAUAUCUUUGGUUGAGAAGAGUACCGACAAACUAUUACUCGCACUUGAAUAUUUAUUUUAUCGUGUAUAUAAUGAAAGAAGAUAGCUGAAAUAGAGAGUUUAGACGUUAAUGUAUGUAAUCAGAUAUGUAUGUAAUUUAUAACGUGUAUGACAUUUUUUUCGUUAUCAGUAGAUUCGCGAUCAUUUUAAAAGGAUCCUUUAUAGUUUAGUUUUUUUUUUUUUAGGUUUCAUUAGCCAAGUACAAGAGUAUGGCUCUUUAUUAGAGAAUGAGAUGUAUGUAAUUAUAUUUCAAGACUGAUAGUGGCAUUGAGAUAAAUUUUGGAUUUGCUUGCCAUUUUCAUUGAUCUAAUAAAGUGUCGUAAGAUUUAGCAGAAUUCACUAGCUGUACCAUUGGUCUAAGUUAUGAGAAAGAUUUUACAUAUUCUAACAAGAUAUUUGCAAGUGGUGCAGAUUCUGAUUUAGAGAAAAAAAAUGAAAAGAAAGAAUAAUAGGCCUUUGUAACUAUCAGAAGUUUAUGUUUCUAGUCUACCUGUUAUCUUAUAGGGGUAUCAAAGCUUAUAUUUUGAACAUUAAUUAGACCUAAAAUUGCACGUUAAACAUCUACCUUAAUACUUAUACCUAUACCAUUGUUCCCAAAAAAUCAAACUAUAUCGUCAUUUUCGAUGUAUACAGACCAAAUAAUGCAUUAUCAUUUUAGUUGACUGACAAAUUGGUCACAACAAUCGUAUUUUAUUGUUUCAACUAUUAUCGCAUUAGAUUGAAUUAUUAUAUACUCGGCAUAUUGUUUUUGUUUCCUAACGUUUUCAACGAAGACUCGUUAUCAUUAUCUAACUGUAAAUAUUAAUUUAUUUUUCUACGUUUUCCUCCGUCUUAUUGUUUUGUCUCCCACCUGAGUCAAACACAAACAAAUAUUCCCCGAUGGAGGUGAAUGCUUGGCGUGGUACUCUAACGGAUUGCCGCGAUCUGUGUAAUUGAGAAAAGGAAAGGGUUCCCCUUAUUGAUGCUAGGCUCUGCUCCAGUUCAGAUUAAUUAAAUUUAAUCUUUCCAACUCGGAUGAAAGCCGGAGCUUGAUAUUACUCUUGGUGAAUAUCCCAUGCAGUUCUAUGGGAUUUGGUCUGUAUAACACAUCAAAUUUAUUAUCUGAGGUUGCUGUGUAAUCACUUCAUAAAAGCCUCUCUUUCUGUGUAGAUAAUAAAUGUAAUUCUUUCGUUUUCAUGCUUUACGUUCGACCACUAUCCAAUAAUUUGUAUAUUAAUUACCAUGUAAUAAAAUUUAUAGCCAA
Messenger RNA from Athalia rosae (coleseed sawfly), 12089 nucleotides. RefSeq lists its product as uncharacterized. Gene Ontology annotation, cellular component: catenin complex; beta-catenin destruction complex; cytoplasmic microtubule. Lineage: Eukaryota; Metazoa; Arthropoda; Insecta; Hymenoptera; Athaliidae. Gene Ontology annotation, molecular function: microtubule binding; gamma-catenin binding; beta-catenin binding. The transcript is spliced from 11 exons. The coding region runs from base 1507 to 10398 and encodes 2963 amino acids. The record is from RefSeq and is a predicted model, not a curated record. Gene Ontology annotation, biological process: pattern specification process; cell fate specification; negative regulation of microtubule depolymerization.